Messenger RNA from Leguminivora glycinivorella, 1329 nucleotides. RefSeq lists its product as uncharacterized. The record is from RefSeq and is a predicted model, not a curated record. NCBI's taxonomy places the organism in Eukaryota, Metazoa, Arthropoda, Insecta, Lepidoptera, Tortricidae. The transcript has 2 exons. Bases 127 to 1275 code for a protein of 382 amino acids.
GGUUUUUAAAUGUUUGGAAAACAUUUCUUGUAUAUAUGUAAUUGUAUGUAAUUUGUGGAUCGAUUUAUUUCUGCCUGCCCCGAUUAAUGUAUUAAGUGACAUUGAUCUUGGGAUUUUAGAACCAAAAUGGACACUCAAAAGCCUUCAAAGUUAGAGAAACUACGCGUAACUCGCGUGAGUAAGGACAAUGUUCCAUCACCACAUAAGAGGAAAUGUGAUUCCACAACUUCAGAAGUUGUAUCUUAUUCUAUGGGUGCUCAAUGCAAUGUACCAACACCAACUGUAGAUGAAAGUACAAACUUCAAUAGCUAUGAGCUAAAGACAUCGCAAUCAACUCAGACUAUCAUGUAUGAAAAACCAUCUUUAUGUGGUGCAACUUCACAGUUGGAAUCUGUAGAUAUUGCCACCGAGAAUAAUUUACAGGAAAGGCAAUUGUUUGCAAGCCUUAUUAGUUCAAAGCAAUACUUGAGCAUUGCAAAGAAAUUCCAGUGGGUUCCGAAACAUAUAUGUGAACAAAACCAAAAUAGAAUAUCAGAACUGACACUCAUUGUAACACUGUUUAAGAUAGAGAAAAAUUGUUCCUUGAUAGAAAUUGGUAACCAGUUUAAGAUACCUUCAUCUGAAAAUACCAAGAUGUUCGUAGAAGGGAUAGAAUAUCUUGCGAACUUCUUCCAAAACCUGAUCUAUCUGCCUGCACCGGAGCUUAUAGAAGCACAACUGCCACAUGAGUUUAAAGUACAAUAUCCCAAUGUGCAGUGCAUUUUACACACCUUUCAGAUUGAAAUGAGAACACCGACAAAUGCACUGCGCCAAGCACAAACCUGGUCACAUGACAAGUAUGGAAACACGUUAAAAUAUUUGAUUGGAUGCACACCCAACGGGUUAGUGACUUUUGUCUCCAAAGGUUACGGUGGUGGGAUUUCCGACAAAGAUAUUUUAAAGAAGAGCAAAUUGACAGAUGAUUUGCCCCAUAAUGCUACAAUAAUGGUACAAUGGCAUAAAAAGUGUUUUGUUGGUGCUGAAGAUUAUCUGAAGCCUAUAGGUGUGAGGCUGAUUCGGCCAAAUGAUCUUUGUACCACUGAACCUACACCAGAACAGACUGUUGAAGCAGAAGCUAUAAAAUCUUUCAGAGUGCAUUUAAAGAGGAUGACGAAGCAAUUAAGACAGUUUGAAAUGUUGUUGGAAGUCAAAUCCAAGUAUGUCAAGUACAUGGACCAAAUACUCAUAAUUGCUUGUGGGUUGGUAAAUUUGCAAGCAACAUUAACAAAUAAUUAAUAAUUACUUGAAGUACUUACAGUUCGUUUUGAAUAAGGAAAACUUAAGACUAUU